Molecule: messenger RNA, 1929 nt
Organism: Lithohypha guttulata
Lineage: Eukaryota; Fungi; Ascomycota; Eurotiomycetes; Chaetothyriales; Trichomeriaceae
Gene: PEX5
Product: Peroxisomal membrane signal receptor PTS1
Exons: 2
Coding region: 1-1929 (642 amino acids)
Biological process (GO): protein import into peroxisome matrix, docking
Cellular component (GO): cytosol; peroxisomal membrane
Molecular function (GO): protein binding
Source: RefSeq, a predicted model, not a curated record
AUGUCCUUCCUUGGUGGCGCCGAGUGCUCGACUGCAGGCAAUCCUCUUACACAAUUCACAAAACAUGUACAGAACGACAGCUCGUUACAACGGGAUCGCAUGGUCGGCAAUGCUCCAGGAGUAUUGGGAGAGACCAUGCGAUCAAGAUUGGCACCCAACGGAUCCGAUCAGAUGAUGAACGACUUUGCACAACAAGCUGGUCCAGGACCACAGCCUUUUGCUAUGGAACAGAUGCGACAAGACCUUCCACACCUACAAGGCAUGACUCAACGAACUCCUUCACCUGGUUGGGCGAAUGAAUUCGACCCUGGCGAGCAAUCACGUAUGGAGGCAGCGUUCGCAUCAUCCCAGAUGAGUGCCAGACCAAUGAAUGGGUUCAGCGCAGGUGAAUUCUCAAAGUUUCAGCAAGCUCAACCAGCCGGCAGGACAAUGAGUCCUGUUCAGCAAGCCCCUCAGAACAUAAGCAGUAUGUAUCGUCCUAUGGGCAUGAACCACUACGGCGGAAUGGGCAUGUAUGGCGGUGGCAUGCAGAUGCAGCAACAACCACAGACAGAGGCUAAGGGGAAAGCCAGAAUGGUCGAGCUCGAUGAUCAAAAUUGGGAAGCUCAAUUUGCCGAAUUGGAUCAGCAAGAUAAUAUAUCCGAGCAAGCACGAGAAGCGAUGGAAAGGGAACUCAACGAUAUGGACAGGUCAGUGCCAUCCGAAAUGCGUUCACUUGAUGGGAUGCACAAGGUAUGGAACAGAAUAGAAGCUGAACAUGAUUUGAGUAGACAAAUAACCGACGAUCUCGACGAGAACCUGUACUCUGCCGAAGACUACGCCGCAUGGGACAACUUCGAUUCGAACAUGGGUCUCAAUACACAUAGUUCCUUCUCGCGAGAACCUUUGCUAGGCAAUUACAUGUUCGAAGACAACAAUCCUUUCUUACAAGACCAAGACAUAUCCCGUUCAGCCUUCGAUAAAGGUAUGGAAAUUAUGCGAACACACGGAAACCUGUCGCUUGCCUCACUAGCUUUCGAAGCCGCCGUUCAACAAGAUCCGAACCAUGUCGAUGCUUGGGUACAGUUAGGUAAUGCUCAAGCACAGAAUGAAAAAGAGGCUCCAGCAAUAAGAGCACUGGAACGUGCCUUGCAGUUAGAUCCCAACAAUCUGGAAGCACUAAUGUGUCUCGCUGUGUCUUACACUAACGAAGGGUACGAGAAUGCCGCCUAUAGAACACUGGAGAAAUGGUUGAGUGUAAAGUAUCCUCAAGUAUGUCCUCCGGAUCAGCUCAGCUCGCCAGCAGAUAUAGGCUUCUCGGACGGAGAAAUUCUACAUGACAAGGUCACCAACCUCUUUAUAAAGUCAGCUCAACUAUCGCCGUCUGGUGAGCUAAUGGAUCCCGAUGUACAGGUUGGGCUAGGUGUCCUGUUUUAUGGCCAGGAAGAUUUUGAAAAAGCAAUAGACUGCUUCAACGCAGCGCUUGCAUCACACGAGUCUGGAACAGUAAACAAGGAAGGACAAAUACAUCUGCUCUGGAACAGGCUAGGAGCCACCCUGGCUAAUUCAGGCAAGUCAGAAGAAGCCAUAGCGGCAUACUCACGAGCAUUGGAGGAAAAUCCAAAUUUCGUUCGCGCAAGGUACAACCUGGGUGUUUCGUGUAUCAAUAUAGGCUGCUAUCCAGAGGCAGCAGGACAUUUGCUGGGAGCAUUAUCUUUGCACAGGGCUGUCGGUGCACAAGGGCUAAGUCAAGCCCGAGACAUCCUGGACGAUGGACAUGGUAAUCCGAUCGGUGAUGCGGAGCUGGAACGCAUGAUUCAUCAGAACGAAAGCAACAACAUCUACGAUACCCUUCGACGAGCAUUUAGCGGCAUGGGUCGACGCGAUUUGACAGAAAAGGUUGGGUUAGGCAUGAAUUUGGAUCAAUUUAGGGGCGAGCUCGAUUUCUAG